GGAGGCUGGCUGUGAUUGGCUGACAGCUGACCAAUAGUGAGUUGACAGGAGGCGCAGUAGUAAGACAUGGUGCGAUCUCUCAGCACUGUCGCAAGAUGUUUGGGAAACUUUUAAUUUCGUUUUUUCUUCUCUUCGUCUUCAACCAUGAGCUCGUCGACGGCCAGAAGAAGAAGGAGACUCUGCUGUCAGAGAAGGUGAGUCAGAUGAUGGAGUGGACCUCGAAACGUUCGGUCAUCAGGCUGAACGGAGACAAGUUCCGUCGUUUUGUGAAGGCUCCUCCCAGGAACUACUCGGUGGUCAUCAUGUUCACUGCCCUGCAGCCUCAGAGGCAGUGUGGGGUGUGCAGACAAGCGGACGAGGAGUUCCAGGUGCUGGCUAACUCCUGGCGUUAUUCCUCUGCCUUCACUAACAAAAUCUUCUUUGCAUCUGUGGACUUUGACGAAGGAUCCGACGUCUUUCAAAUGCUGAAUAUGAAUUCUGCCCCAACCUUCCUCCACUUCCCAUCCAAAGGGAAAGCUCGCAAGUCUGACACCUAUGAGCUGCAGGUCCGAGGCUUUGCAGCGGAGCAGCUGGCGAGAUGGGUCGCCGACAGAACCGACAUCCAGAUCCGUGUCAUUCGUCCUCCAAACUACGCCGGGCCUCUGCUGCUGGGCUUCCUCCUGGCUGUGAUUGGAGGACUGGCUUAUCUACGAAGACACAACCUGGAGUUUCUCUUUAACAAGAACGUCUGGGCCUUCUCUGCACUGUGCUUUGUCCUGAUCAUGACCUCCGGCCAGAUGUGGAACCACAUCAGAGGACCACCUUAUGCUCACAAGAACCCGAGCACCGGACAAGUGAGCUACAUCCAUGGCAGCAGUCAGGCCCAGUUUGUGGCUGAGACCCACAUCGUCCUCCUCUUCAAUGCUGCUGUUACCAUGGGAAUUGUGCUGCUGUGUGAGGCUGCCACUUCUGACAUAGACAUUGGAAAGAGGAAAAUAAUGUGUGUAGCAGGUAUUGGUCUGGUGAUGCUGUUCUUCAGCUGGCUGUUGUCUAUCUUCAGAGCAAAGUACCAUGGAUACCCAUACAGCUUCCUGAUGACUUAGAGCGGACCACGUGAGAACAGGAGGAUCAACAAGAGGAACGCCACGUCAACGCCAUGAUGUGUUCAGAUGUGUCGAGUCCACACAGACGCACACUGUGCCUUCCUAACACAACCCUCCUCUCCAGUGUGCGCGCACACAUACACACACACACACACACACACACAUACACGUACCUUGAAUUGGAUAAUUGGUAAUUAUUGGUAAUAAUUGUACAAAUUCCAUUGUGUAUGUUUUAAACUGUUGGGACCAUAGUGAGGCUUGAUUUAUGUGUGUGUGUGGCAGUCGAUAUUAUGAUAAACCUACAGGAUUUGGAAUUGAAUAUUAUUAAGUAUUUGUGAAUGGACGGGUGAAUGUUUUCUAUGAGACAUUUGUAAAAAUGAAAGAAAGUGGUGUUAGCUGCUAAUUUUUCAACAACUAAAAAAAUGUAAUUUCUAUUUAUGAAGUCACUUGUCACAGCGUGUUGGUUUUCACACGUGUGUGGUACAGUAAACCUGUGUUCUUCCAUCAUUUGUUCAUCUGCAGUUGUGAAAUGUUCACACUAACAUGAAGAAGAAUGUCUGUCGUCCCAGAGAGAACUUCGGAUUCUGUUGUUAAAACAUUUAAGUGCUAAAAGUGUUUGGGUUGCCUUAUCAGGAUGUAGCAGGUGAAAAUAUUUGAAUAUUUCUGAUAUUAAAGUGCCUUAACUGCC
Scophthalmus maximus (turbot) is the source of this 1770-nucleotide messenger RNA. RefSeq names its product magnesium transporter protein 1. The coding region runs from base 96 to 1082 and encodes 328 amino acids. The record is from RefSeq and is a predicted model, not a curated record. Gene Ontology annotation, cellular component: oligosaccharyltransferase complex. The transcript has 10 exons. NCBI's taxonomy places the organism in Eukaryota, Metazoa, Chordata, Actinopteri, Pleuronectiformes, Scophthalmidae.